Dimorphilus gyrociliatus is the source of this 966-nucleotide messenger RNA. NCBI's taxonomy places the organism in Eukaryota, Metazoa, Annelida, Polychaeta, Dinophilidae. The record is from the annotation of a GenBank genome assembly.
CUUUUUCGAAAUUUGUCCAAGUCAAUACAGUGUCCUGAAUUGUAACCGCGCGUUAUGGAUAAAGAUUCCAUUUUUAUACCAGGUGAUAUAAUCUGCCCUGCAGAUAACAAUUAUAUAUCAGGAAAUGGAACAGUUACUCGCAAGAACACCAUAUAUGCUUCAAUUGCUGGAAAAUGCAACUUUCAAAAGAUAGAAGAUGGAAAAACAGUCGUUGAAAUUCGCUUAAAAAAUUCUCAUAAUCAGAAUAUUGUGCCAACUAUAGAUUGUUUAGUUGCUGCAAGAAUAACGAAUGUUAAUCCUAGAUUUUGCAAAUGUGCUAUUAUCAGCGUCGAUGAUGUGCUUUUGCCCGAAUCUUUUCGAGGGUUGAUUAGAAAAGAAGACGCCAGAGCGACUGAAAAAGAUAAAGUUGAAUUAUAUAAAAGCUUCCGACCGGGAGAUAUAAUUUUAGCCAGGGUUUUAUCUUUAGGUGAUGCCCAAGCUUACCUAUUGACAACGGCUGAAAAUGAAUUGGGCGUUGUAUCAGCAACAAGCGAGAGUGGCGAAACCAUGAUUCCUAUUAGUUGGUGUGAGAUGCAAUGUCCAAAAACUUUGGCAAAAGAGAAUAGAAAAGUAGCGAGGGUUCAUAAGGACUAUAUUAUUAAUUCACUUGUUACUGAAGCCGAGUAGAGCCUUUACAAAAUCUGUAAAAAAUAAGUUAAAGUUACUUUUUCUUCCUAUGUUAUUCUGUAAAAAUUGUAUAAUGAAAUAAAAUCGUUAUAAUCGACAGUUGGAAUUCAAAAAAAAACAAGAAAGGUUAAUUACUAGAAUAUCUAUUCUUAAAAACUGUAACGUAACACCCAUUCUAGAGGAAUUGUUAAGCUGCCGAAGGGCAUGUUUUUAAAUGUUGGUAUUUCAGCUAAUAUUUUUAUAAUUUCGUAGUCUAUUCUAAAGCUUCAAUUUUUAAAGUAAACCUUUAAAUAACGUAAA